This is a messenger RNA of Suncus etruscus (white-toothed pygmy shrew), 4897 nucleotides long. It is a transcript of the gene CARD11, whose product is annotated as caspase recruitment domain family member 11. Lineage: Eukaryota; Metazoa; Chordata; Mammalia; Eulipotyphla; Soricidae. The coding region runs from base 1 to 4674 and encodes 1557 amino acids. The record is from RefSeq and is a predicted model, not a curated record. The transcript is spliced from 34 exons. Gene Ontology annotation, molecular function: protein kinase binding. Gene Ontology annotation, biological process: regulation of apoptotic process; positive regulation of canonical NF-kappaB signal transduction; positive regulation of cyclin-dependent protein serine/threonine kinase activity.
AUGCAUGAAGGAAAGGCCCUGCUUGAGGGCAGAGCCGAGAAGUCGGAGAAAGACUACAAAGUCUACCCUGAGGAAGACUUAAGAGAGCAGCGGGAAGACGAGGAGGGGCCCUGCAGGCGCCCCAGGAAGCGGCAGUGGCUACAGCCCAGAGAGCUGCUACCCGAGCACCACAUCGUCUUCGCCAGGCUGCUAAGCUUCCCUGGGAACCUGCACCCCUCAACGGGGACCCACAACCCGGUCUUUCUUCAGCUGACGCAGUGGGUCCUGGGACUUUCUCUGCUCUUUCAGGGGCUGCUGAGUGAAACUUGGAAAACAGGGGCUGGGUACCAGCUGGCCAUGGUUGUGGCCUACUUUAGCUGCUUCAGGCUGCAUGGCUGGCAGCUUCGCUGCCUGCAGCUGCCCCAGUUCCACUGCCAGAGUCUGAUGCUGCUGCACUCCAUGCGCUGGUGGACCAUGGUCAGCCGCGAUGAGUCCAAAGAGAUCCAGGCCUUCAAUCCUGAUCUGUGGAUUUGGAGCCGGGACCUCACACACCUGACCUUAGAGCCUUGCCCAGAGCAGGCCAGGGCCUGGGCAGGUGUCUGUUCCUCCAUCCUCUGGGCCCCGCCCCUCAGAGAGUCACCAGAAAAGGGAAGUGCAGCCGCCCCCAGCCUCACCUCAGCCCUGCCAAAAAUAGAGGCGGCCUGCCAAGGGCUUGGGCUUCUGGGGAGGUUGUGCUGGCAGACACAGAAGAGCCGUGGGAAAGGCCGCAGGCAGUGGGUGCAAGCGAGGGCAACCAGAGCUCAUGGUGUCCAUAGGGAAGAGGCGCUGCUGAUUCAGGCUCACACUGCCCUAGGGCCCCGAGUAGUCUCAUUUGCCCUGGACCAUCACAAGACCCCUGUGGUCUCCGAUUCCUGCAGGCCAUGGGAGCCACCCCAGUUUUCGCUGCCACCAUGUAGCAUGCAGAUGGAUGUGUCUCUGGCCUGCACUGCUGGCUCAGCAGAGCAGCUGCGGGCAUGGGUGAAGGACACGAUCCGUCAGCAGCCAGAGGCAGACAGCAGUUGCAGAGACAGAGAGGGCGGCCUGGCUCUGGCCUUCACUGUUCCAGGUGCAGACGGGCCCCUCGGGGCAGGACCAACCUGGCCAGGACUAGCAGCUGACAGGAGGGAGGGGCAGCGGCAGCUGCGGAGCCAGCCCCAUGCCAGGUAUGUCUGUCCUCACCUUCCUCCAGAAGCUCCAGGCAGCGGAACACCCGAGAUGGAGGACUUUGCGGACACGCUCAAGGAUGAGGACGCUCUGUGGGAGAACGUGGAGUGUAACCGGCACAUGCUGAGCCGCUACAUCAACCCGGCCAAGCUCACGCCCUACCUUCGGCAGUGCCGGGUCAUAGAUGAGCAGGACGAAGAGGAAGUGCUCAGCGCCCCCACACUGCCCUCCAAGAUCAACCGCGCAGGCCGACUGCUGGACAUUCUGCACACCAAGGGCCAGCGGGGCUACGUGGUCUUCCUGGAGAGCCUGGAGUUCUACUACCCCGAGCUCUACAAGCUGGUGACUGGGAAGGAGCCCACCCGCAGGUUCUCCACCAUUGUGGUGGAAGAGGGUCACGAGGGCCUCACGCACUUCCUGAUGAACGAGGUGAUCAAACUGCAGCAGCAGAUGAAGGCCAAGGACGUGCACCGCUGCGAGCUGCUGGCCCAGGCACGCCAGCUGGAGGACGAGAAGAAGCAGCUGACACUGACGCGCAUGGAGCUGCUCACCUUCCAGGAACGCUACCACAAGAUGAGGGAAGAGCGCGACGGCUACAGCGAUGAGCUGGCCAAGGUCAAGGAUGACAACUACAACCUGGCCAUGCGCUACGCGCAGCUCAGCGAGGAGAAGAACAUGGCUGUGAUGCGAAGCCGCGACCUGCAGCUGGAGAUUGACCAGCUGAAGCAUCGGCUGAACAAGAUGGAGGAGGAGUGCAGGCUCGAGAGGAACCAGUCGCUGAAGCUCAAGAAUGACAUUGAGAACCGGCCCAAGAAAGAGCAGGUGCUGGAGCUGGAGCGGGAGAACGAGAUGCUCAAGACCAAGAUCCAGGAGCUGCAGUCCGUCAUCCAGGCCGGGAAGCGCAGCCUGCCUGACUCAGACAAGGCCAUCCUGGACAUUCUGGAGCACGACCGCAAGGAGGCCCUGGAAGAUCGGCAGGAGCUGGUGACCAAGAUCUACGACCUGCAGGAGGAGGCGCGCCAAGCUGAGGAGCUACGGGACAAGUAUCUGGAGGAGAAGGAGGACCUGGAGCUGAAGUGCUCCACGCUAGGCAAGGACUGCGAGAUGUACAAGCACCGCAUGAACACGGUCAUGGUGCAACUGGACGAGGUGGAGCGAGAGCGUGACCAGGCCUUCCAAUCCCGGGACCAGGCACAAACCCAGUACUCGCAGUGCCUCAUCGAGAAAGACAAGUACCGCAAGCAGAUCCGCGAGCUUGAAGAAAAGAACGACGAGAUGCGCAUCGAGAUGGUGCGGCGGGAGGCCUGUAUCGUCAACCUAGAGAGCAAGCUCCGGCGCAUGUCCAAGGACAGCAGCACCCUAGAUCAGAGCCUGCCCCGGAAUCUGCCAGUCACCAUCAUCUCUCAGAGCUUGGGGGACAUCAGCCCCAGAACCAAUGGCCAGGAAGCCGACGACUCUUCCACAUCUGAGGAUUCUCCAGAGGACAGCAGAUACUUCCUGCCCUACCACCCCCCUAAGCGCAGGAUGAACCUCAAGGGAAUUCAGCUGCAGCGUGCCAAGUCCCCCAUCAGCCUGAAGCAAGUGGCUGCUGACUCUCAAGCCCGGGGACACGAGGAGGAUGGCAGCACAGGAAGCCCUAGCUCCUGCAGGUCUCCACCUGUCUCCACCACCUUCUCCAUGCCCCGACACCGGAUUCGGUCCAGCAUUAUGUCCAUCACGGCUGAGCCCCCAGGGAAUGAUUCCAUCAUGCGGCGCUGUAAGGAGGAUGCCCCUCACCGCAGCAUAAUUGAGGAGGACAAUGACAGUGGUGGCUUUGAGGCCCUGGACCUUGACGAUGACAGCCAUGAGCUCUCGUCCUUUGGGCCCCCCUCUAUCCACUCCUCAUCCUCCUCCCACCAGUCCGAGGGCCUGGAUGCCUAUGACCUGGAGCAGGUGCACCUCAUGUUCAGGAAGUUCUCCCUGGAAAGACCCUUCCGGCCAUCAGUGACUUCAGCAGGGCAAACACGAGGCCCUGGGCUGGUGGUGCACCGGACCACUCUGAGUGGGGACAGUCUCCCAUCCCAGCUCACCCUGCUCGGCGGUAAUGCACGAGGCAGCUUUGUCCACUCGGUCAAGCCAGGCUCACAGGCAGAGAAGGCCGGACUCCAUGAGGGCCACCAGCUGCUGCUGCUCGAGGGCUGUAUCCGGGGCGAGAGGCAGAGUGUCCCCCUGGACGCGUGCACAAAGGAAGAGGCACGCUGGACCCUCCAAAGAUGCAGCGGCCCCAUCACGCUCCACUACAAGGUCAACCAUGAAGGGUACCGGAAGCUGCUAAAAGACAUGGAGGAUGGAGCCAUCACAUCCGGUGACUCCUUCUACAUCCGGCUAAACCUGAAUAUCUCCAGCCAGCUGGACGCCUGCUCGCUGUCCCUCCACUGUGAUGAUGUGGUGCAUGUCCGUGACACCAUGUAUCAGGACCGCCACGAAUGGCUAUGUGCGCGUGUAGACCCCUUCACCGACCAUGACUUAGAAGUGGGAACCAUCCCCAGCUACAGCCGGGCCCAGCAGCUGCUCUUGGUGAAGCUGCAGCGUCUGGCCCAGAGGGGCGGCCGGGACGACUCUGAACCUGCCAACCACACACUGCGGACCCUCCGGAAUACCCUACAACCAGAAGAACCACAGCCGGCCACGGACCCCCGAGUCAGCCCCCGCCUCUCAAGAGCCAGUUUCCUGUUUGGGCAACUUCUGCAGUUUGUCAGCAGGUCUGAGAAUAAGUACAAGCGCAUGAACAGCAACGAACGCGUCCGUAUUAUCUCAGGAAGCCCGCUGGGGAGCAAGACCCGGGCCUCGCUGGAUGCCACCAAAGCCCAGGCUGAGAGACCGGAAGAGUCGGAGCCCGAAAGCGAAUUGAGCAGGACCCUCAGCCUGACCCCCUACAGCCUGGUGCGCCCUGUCUACUGCGAACGCCGCCGGCCUGUGCUCUUCACACCCAGCAUGCUGGCCCGGGCGCUGGUGCAGAGGCUGCUCAACUCAGGUGGCGCCAUGGAGCUCACUAUGUGCAAGCCAGACGUCCUCACGAGAGAAGAGUUCCUCAGGAAGCAGAAGGCAGGGACCAUCAUCCACUCCCGAGAGAAGAACCCCAACACCUUCGAGUGCAUUAUGCCAGUCAACAUAGAGGCUGUGGCUGCCAAGAAUAAGCACUGCCUGCUGGAGGCUGGGCUGAGUUGCUCCCGCGACCUCAUACGGGCUGGCAUCUACCCCAUUGUACUCUUCAUCCGUGUGUCCGAGAAGAACAUCAAGAGGUUCAGGAAGAUGCUGCCACGGCCCGAGACAGAGGAGGAGUUCCUGCGCCUGUGCCGGCGGAAGGAGAAGGAGCUGGAAGCGCUGCCCUGCCUCUACGCCACGGUGGAGGUGGAUGCGUGGAGCAGCGUGGACGAGCUGCUGCGUGUCCUCAAGGACAGGAUCGCCGAGGAGCAGCGCAAGACUGUCUGGGUGGAUGAGGACCAGCUGUGAGGAGGACACCUGGGUCCAAGGGGCCCAUACAGAGGUCAGGUCAGGGCCCCAGGUGCCAUCUGAGGAUGCAUCUCCCAGCCCAGUCAGGGGCCACCAGGGGGCCGGCAGGGCUGUGGGAGGUUCCCAGGGCCGCAGGGCUGUGACCACACAAGAGAAGCAUGAUGCCCCUGGGGCUGGCCUGGCUCCUGCAGACAGAUGGGAUCUGCCAUGCAGGACACAAGCU